This is a messenger RNA of Caenorhabditis briggsae, 2265 nucleotides long. Gene Ontology annotation, cellular component: spliceosomal complex; intracellular anatomical structure. Gene Ontology annotation, molecular function: ATP binding; RNA helicase activity; RNA binding. NCBI's taxonomy places the organism in Eukaryota, Metazoa, Nematoda, Chromadorea, Rhabditida, Rhabditidae. The coding region runs from base 1 to 2265 and encodes 754 amino acids. The transcript has 2 exons. The record is from RefSeq and is a predicted model, not a curated record.
AUGUCGUCAAGACACCGGUUGGAUUUGGACGGCAGCGGACGCGGAGACAGGAGAAGGUCUCGUUCACCUAAAAAACGCUCUAGAUCUCGCUCUCCCCAUCGACACUCGUCCCCGGACAGACAACGACAAACAGGGGCGAUUGGAAACAUGAAGGUAAGCAAUAGCUUCGAUUCGAAACCAUCAAGCAAUGAUGUUCAGGUUCAAAUCAAUCCCUACAAUAGUCAACCCUACAGCAACCGGUAUUGGACCAUUUGGGAGAAACGAAGUCAGUUGCCAGUUUGGGAGUACAAAGAAAAGUUCAUGGAGUUGUUGCGGACCAAUCAGUGCAUCACUUUGGUCGGAGAAACUGGAUCUGGAAAAACUACUCAAAUUCCACAAUGGGCAGUUGAAUUCAUGAAGCAGCAACAGCAGGGAUUACCACCAAGUCAAGCCAAACUCGUCGCCUGUACCCAGCCAAGACGUGUGGCAGCAAUGAGUGUCGCAACAAGAGUAGCAGAAGAAAUGGAUGUGGUUCUCGGUCAAGAAGUGGGUUACAGUAUUCGUUUCGAAGACUGUAUCAGUGAAAGAACCGUGCUCAAAUAUUGUACUGAUGGUAUGCUGUUAAGAGAAGCGAUGAAUAGUCCAUUGCUCGAUCGUUACAAAGUUUUGAUUCUCGACGAAGCUCACGAACGUACACUAGCCACUGAUAUUCUUAUGGGAUUGAUCAAAGAAAUCGUGAGGAAUCGAGCGGAUAUUAAAGUCGUAAUCAUGUCUGCGACUUUGGAUGCUGGAAAGUUCCAAAGAUAUUUUGAGGAUUGUCCGUUGCUAAGUGUUCCUGGUAGAACUUUCCCCGUCGAAAUUUUCUUCACACCAAAUGCCGAGAAAGAUUAUCUGGAAGCUGCCAUUCGUACUGUCAUCCAAAUUCACAUGUGCGAAGAAACCGAAGGUGAUAUUCUACUGUUCCUGACUGGUCAAGAAGAAAUCGAAGAAGCGUGCAAGAGGAUCGAUCGAGAAAUCACAAAUCUGGGAUCAGAUAUUGGAGCUCUCAGUUGCAUUCCUCUGUAUUCCACACUGCCCCCAGCUGCCCAGCAACGGAUCUUCGAACCAGCUCCACCAAAUCGUCCAAACGGAGCCAUCAGUCGCAAAUGCGUCGUUUCCACUAAUAUCGCCGAAACAUCUUUGACCAUUGAUGGAGUUGUUUUCGUUAUUGAUCCAGGAUUCUCCAAACAGAAAGUCUACAAUCCAAGAAUUCGUGUCGAGUCUCUCCUCGUUUGUCCAAUUUCGAAGGCGUCGGCUAUGCAAAGAGCAGGACGUGCUGGAAGAACGAAACCCGGAAAGUGCUUCAGACUUUACACUGAAGCUGCAUAUGGCUCUGAAAUGCAAGACCAAACGUACCCUGAGAUUUUAAGAUCUAAUCUUGGCUCUGUUGUGUUACAACUGAAGAAGCUCGGAACUGAAGAUCUUGUUCACUUCGAUUUCAUGGAUCCACCAGCACCAGAAACUCUAAUGAGAGCAUUGGAAUUGCUCAACUAUCUUCAAGCCAUCAACGACGACGGAGAACUGACUGAACUCGGAAGUUUGAUGGCAGAGUUCCCUCUUGACCCUCAACUUGCAAAGAUGCUCAUUACAUCAACGGAAUUGAAUUGCUCAAACGAAAUUUUAUCGAUCACCGCUAUGUUGUCAGUUCCACAAUGCUUCGUUCGUCCAAACGAAAUGAAGAAGGAGGCCGAUGAAGCGAAAGCUCGUUUCGCUCAUAUCGACGGAGAUCAUUUGACACUUUUGAAUGUUUAUCAUGCCUUCAAGCAAAACCAAGAAGAUCCUCAAUGGUGUUAUCAAAACUUCAUCAACUACAGAACAAUGAAAACCGCGGACACUGUUCGCACACAGUUGGCUCGAGUUAUGGAUAAGUUCAAUUUGCGCCGAGUUUCAACGGAUUUCAAGUCUCGUGACUACUACCUCAACAUCAGAAAAGCACUCGUCGCUGGGUUCUUCAUGCAAGUUGCUCAUCUGGAGAGAAGUGGACACUACGUCACUGUGAAAGACAACCAACUUGUGAACCUUCACCCUUCAACCGUCUUGGAUCACAAGCCAGAAUGGGCACUCUACAAUGAAUUCGUGCUAACCACGAAGAACUUCAUCAGAACCGUAACGGAUGUGCGUCCAGAAUGGCUUCUACAAAUCGCGCCUCAAUACUACGAUCUCGCCAAUUUCCCCGAUGGAGAUACCAAGAGAAAAUUGACAACUGUGAUGCAAACACUGCAGCGUAACUCAGGCAGAGGAUAUUGA